Molecule: messenger RNA, 965 nt
Organism: Cornus florida
Lineage: Eukaryota; Viridiplantae; Streptophyta; Magnoliopsida; Cornales; Cornaceae
Exons: 2
Coding region: 65-835 (256 amino acids)
Cellular component (GO): chloroplast
Source: RefSeq, a predicted model, not a curated record
AUAGAUAUAGCAAUUUUUUCUCUCCUCCUCCUCUUUCUCUCUCCCCACAAAGAGAACACAGAACAUGAUUUCCUUCAAAGCAAUUCAAACCACCUUCAUUCCCACCAAAGAUGCCCUCUUCCACACAAGAGGACCCUCCAAGAAGAAGAAUUCCCUCCUCUCUCCAUGCAAGUCUAACGACUCCGAGUCGGGAACUUCCCCACCUGAAGGAGAUGCUCGUAAACAAGAACUCCUCGUCAAAAUCGCAAUGCUUCAAACUCAAAAAGUUCGCCUGAAAGAUUACUUGGAUGAGCGGUCAGCUUAUCUAACUCAAUUUGCCGAAGAAGCCAAUGCUGAGUUCGAUCAGAUUGGUGAAGAUGCCCUCAAAGGACUUGAUGAAGCAGGUGCCAGGAUAAUGGAGAACAUAGAGACCCGAAUGCAAGCUUUUGAAGAAUCCACGGAAAUGAACAAACUGGAAAUUGAGAAGAGCAAAAAGAAGUUAGUAGAGUUCGAGGAUCAAAUUGACAAGGACCGGAAUGAAGGGAUGUUCUUCAAGAACUUGGGGCAGAGGUCACCUGCUGAAAAAGCAAACGCUAAGGAAGUUGUGGAGAAGAUUAAAGAGAUUGCCAAAGAAAAUGCCGGCUCAAAAACAAGGAGGAAUGUCUACCUGGGAUUAAUUUGCUUGGUAGCUGUUGGGAUCGUUGACUCCUUGAUCUCUUCAUCAUCUGGGUGGCCAAAAGUCGUGAUCCUUGGGGUGAUUUUGGUGGCUUUGCUUUCCCAAUUCAUCUACGAGCAGAGGCUGUUAUCAGAAUCAGAAAGAACGGAAAAGGACAAAACCCAGGAAGAGAAAAAGUGAAGUCCUAUGUGUUUCUUCUGUUCUAAUUAAUUAGCCAGUACAGUUUUUAAGAAAUAUGAAUAUAGCGUGAGACAAACCCAAGUGAGAUCUAACACUUCGGACUAAUACAUAAAGCUUUGCUUUUGCAUCA